AUUCCAAAAACUCCGGAUUUCGGUGUAACCAGUUCGCGGGUCGUGCCCGAAUUACCAAAUGCGGCACGCACUCUGGGCAAUUCAUUUGGCAGCACCUACAGUUGCAGCCCAAAAGCGCGGUCGGCUCGCCUUAAUACACCAAUGAGUACUCUGGUUCCCAGUUACUCCCGUCUGCAAAACGAUGUCCUCCUGGGUGGAUCCCUACCAGAUACCGCAGCUACUGUCAAUUCGGCGAUGGUUUCUUCACCAACAACCUUCUCCGUUGGGACCAAAUUCGCAACACCGAAUCUCGUACCAGCCCGAGAGUUAACAGAGCCGGACUAUAACACCGGCUCCAUUGGUUUGGCAAUAAAACUGGAGCCGGACGUCCACGACCAGUUACAGAGUUACUCGGGUCGAAGUGGUUUUAUGAUAAAGCCUACAAAGUCCAUUUCUAGUGGUGAAAAGGAGACCUUCUUAGAACUGAACCUUAACAUCCUAGCGCCGUCCUCAGAGUUAUCCUACCGAGCUACAUUGAUUUUCAGCCCAAACCUCCUGUCGCAGUGCGGCGUGGACAAUUUGAAAGCCCUCAGCCCAUCCAACGGUGUGUACGAUGAUUCAUUUGAGCGUAUUUCAUUUGGCUCCGGCAGCGACCAACAGUUCUCAUUCCCCCGAAUAUGGGACCUUUGCCGGAUGGCCGGCCUAGAUAUAGGACAGACUCGAGGUCCCAACUCCUACUCUCUGGAUCUGUCCUCGGGCAGCGCGGAUCAAGCAGUCAGUCUCAAGACCGAAAGGGAACGCCAGGAGAUUGCCCAGUUUGUUCAGCUCUACGAGAAACACUGCGUCGAAGUCUACGCGGCCAUUAUAACGCCACAAUUGGAAAAAUUGCGUAACAUUUGGCAACAAUUUUGGCGUCCCGUUGAAACGGCCAACACUCAACAAGAUCUGUUCAUUGAGUUGGCUGAUAGGGCGCUAUAUCAGACCCUCUUGGAGAUCAUUGUCGCCGACAGUCUGAAGUCGAUGCCGCCAAUGCUCCUGCACACUGUUCGACUCAUGGUAAAGAGGAUUCAGCAUUUUUUGCGCUCCGCCUUACGGCAACUCAGUCCAACUCUCAUCAACUGUAAACUGACUGCAAUAAGUGGUUUUAUAAAGGGUCUGCGUCGUGCCAUCGGUCUUGCGCACCUCAGCAGAGCAGUCGUUCACGUCCUCGAGACACCGGAGAGGCUGGAACAAAUGAAGAUGGAUGUUUCAAAGUUAGAUGUGGACAGCAUCGAGCGCAUCGGCGCUUCUCUAACCAUUAUCUGA
Dibothriocephalus latus is the source of this 1284-nucleotide messenger RNA. The record is from the annotation of a GenBank genome assembly. NCBI's taxonomy places the organism in Eukaryota, Metazoa, Platyhelminthes, Cestoda, Diphyllobothriidea, Diphyllobothriidae.